CCUUGUGAAGCUAAUGUUUCUGGCACUUCAACCACGAUGUUGGUGUUUCGUUUGUCAGUGGUGAUCAAGCUUUUCUUCCAGUUGGAUGCAUCUGUUUGUCCUGAGAGAUGUGACUGCUCUUCAAAAAAUGCAAUUCACUGCUCUGGUCCCCACAUAGAAGACCUGGAAUCAUUGAAUCUGCCUUGCAACAUGACAGAAAUUCACAUAACGCACACUAAUGUAACGUACUUGCAGGAUGUUUUUUCUAGGAUGGUGGAGCUGCAGCAUCUCAUCUUGUCUUCAAACAACAUCUCUCUGAUUUCACCAGUGGCUUUCAAAGGCUUGAGAAGGCUAAAAGCUCUCAAACUGCUAGAUAAUAAGCUGAGCGAACUUCCCCCAGAAGUCUUUGAUGACAUGAUAAAGCUUCAGCAAUUAAUCAUGGAAAAUAACCGGUUGAAAUCCAUUGAAGAAAAUCUGUUUGACAAACUCACUAGUUUGGAGGAGCUUUUCUUGAACAAAAACCAACUAACAGCACUUCCCAGUGGCGUGCUGAAGAAACUUGCCAAACUCAAAGUACUGAACUUGUCGAGAAAUUAUUUGGCAGCACUGCCUAGAAAUAUAUUUAGUGCAUUAACCAGGCUUGAGAAGCUGAUGCUGUAUUUUAACAGGCUGUCUUCAAUAGAGUCUGGUAUGUUUGACAGCCUGAAGGAGCUGCUGGAACUCUUCCUGCAUUGCAAUAACAUCCAGUCCAUCGCCCCUGAUGCAUUUCAUUGUCUUCAUAAACUGAGAACCCUCACGCUCUCCAGAAACAAGCUUGAGGCUUUGCCUCCUGGGCUCUUUCUGCACUUGCACGACCUGUCUAAAUUGACCUUGUACAGGAACCCACUGAAGUCUCUUCCAGAAGUAUUGUUUGGAGAAAUGAGGCAUCUUGGUAGCCUGUGGCUGUAUCACACAAAGCUCUCAACAAUACCAGAUUUUGUGUUCAGUAACUUGACAAAUUUAGAGCUUCUUGUGCUGAGUUUUAAUCCAGAGCUUAGUGUUCUUCCUCAGAAUGUAUUCAGUGGUCUGAAUGAACUGCGGGGCCUUUCUCUGCAUACAAAUAAUAUUUCUGCUCUGCCAGAGGGCAUCUUCCUGAGCCUUCAGAAACUGCAGAACAUUUCCCUUUUUGAUUCGAGGCUUGAGGCUCUUCCUAGAAACCUCUUUCAUAAUCUCAGGCACCUUCAGAAAGUUUACCUCAAUAGUACUAAGCUGCAGUCUCUUCCUGGAGAUUUCUUCACUGCUUUACCUAAGCUGCAGGAAGUCUUCCUUUCCGAGAACCCUUGGAAAUGCGAUUGCCAAAUUCUUGGCUUCCAAGAGUGGCUCCAAAAGAGCAUGGAGAUAGUUAAAAAUGUGCCAUCUCUAAAGUGUGACAGCCCGCUGGCACUACAGAAUAUUUCUCUGGUGGCUCUGACAGAUGAUCACCUGAAGUGCCUGCCAAGCACAGCCAUUACAGACCAGUUCAGCUCAGGUUAUUCCCAGGCUUCAACUUCUCUUGUGACGGAGCACUUGACAUCAUCUUGGGAGACUACUGUAUCAGUGGUGUCCGACAUGGAUACCAGCACACCCACAUCAAUUCCUCUUGCAACUCCAGGUUUUAUCUACUCACAUGUUCGAGAUGUUGGACAGCCUAGGUUUCAUUUCUCAGAUGUUCCAACCCAAACUUCUCCCAAUGUUGUAGUAGAAACCACCAGUGUCAGAGGAACAGAUUUAACUACUCUUGCCUGGUGGGAUGAGCUGCCAGCCCGCAGGAGUACUAAGCCCUAUUUUAAUACCAGAAUUGCUUAUUGUCAGCUAUUCUUGUGCCUUCACAGUUUGAUUUUAGCGCUACAGACUGUAACCAUGGUGCUUGGUCUGUAUGUGAUGGGUAAAACCAGGCAGCUCUUGCACUCCAGAAAUACUCCUGUUCAGCCCGUAGUUCUGAUAAAAUUUUUAAGAAGAUAG
Molecule: messenger RNA, 1959 nt
Organism: Pterocles gutturalis (yellow-throated sandgrouse)
Lineage: Eukaryota; Metazoa; Chordata; Aves; Pterocliformes; Pteroclidae
Gene: GP5
Product: glycoprotein V (platelet)
Exons: 2
Coding region: 37-1959 (640 amino acids)
Molecular function (GO): protein binding
Source: RefSeq, a predicted model, not a curated record